Messenger RNA from Papaver somniferum (opium poppy), 1353 nucleotides. RefSeq lists its product as uncharacterized. NCBI's taxonomy places the organism in Eukaryota, Viridiplantae, Streptophyta, Magnoliopsida, Ranunculales, Papaveraceae. The record is from RefSeq and is a predicted model, not a curated record. Bases 1 to 1353 code for a protein of 450 amino acids. The transcript has a single exon.
AUGUCUGAAAACUUUGGGAAUCAUUUGGUAGGUAAUUCUGAAGAUACUUGUGACUCUGAAAGAAUCGAUUUUAGGGUUCCAAAUAUGAAUUCUGCAGAAGAGAACUCUCCUUCUUUCUUUAUCCCUGAUGAAGUUAUUGAUGAAUGUCUGGAUGAAUGGAAAUUCAGUCUAAUCGGAAGAUUGGAUCUGGUCAAACUUAAGAUGAAUACUGUUUCUGAAGCUUUACUCAAACAAUGGCAGCUCAAAGGUAAGGUUCAGUUUAUUCCUUUAGGAAAAAGUUUCUUUAUAAUUAAACUUGAUAAUUUGGAAGAUAUAAAUCAUAUCUGGCAAGGAUUUUGGAAAGUUGAUACACAAAUUUUGUGUAUUAGGUCUUGGGAACCAAAUUUUAAUCCUGCAGCUCAAAAAACUACUUCUGCUUAUGUGUGGGUUAUCUUUCCUGGGUUGAGUAUUGAAUACUGGAAGGAAAGCAUUCUAAUGCAAAUGGGUAGUAUUCUUGGAAGAGCAAUUAAAGUUGAUGAAAUUACUCUAAAAAGAGUAGUGGGUUAUUAUGCUUGUGUUUUAGUAGAAAUUGAUAUCUCUAAAUCCAUUCCAAAUUCUAUUUGGGUUAAUUCUAAAUAUGGUAAAUUUGAACAGCCAAUUCAAGCCCCAAAUAAACCAAAGUUUUGUAGCCACUGCAAGUCUCUAGGCCACUUUGUUAUUGAGUGUAGAACUAAACGAAAAGAGAAUUCUCAAACUACUUUUGCUGAUGGGUUUAUUUCUAAGCCAAAAAAACAAUGGAAGCUAAAAAAGUUACAAUCUCAACAAAUAGGUUUUGAUAUUUGUGGUUCUACUCCUUCUGAGACCAACAAGGACAGAGUUUCAAUUAAUACUUCUUCUGCUUCAACUUCAUCUCAUCAAGAUGUAUCUUCUGGGAGAUUUCAUUUAUUGCAAGAUAAUACUACUGAAUACAAUGGUGAUUUUCCUCCGCUUGCUACAUUAGAAUCUCAAAAACAUAUUGGUGAAUCUAGUGGGGUAGUCAAAGAGAUACAAUGUUCUGACAUUAAUGCUCAAGUCACAAUUACUGCAUCUCAAGUGAACCAGCCUAUCAUCACUGAAGACUCUAGUGACUCAAGUUCUGAAGAUGGUGAAAUUAAAGAGGUUAGUAAUUCAUACUUACUUCUUAGUAAUACACUUACUCCUCUUGUUAUCAUUUUGAGAAAUGAUCCUACUAGUCCUAAAAUAGUUACAAAGAAAAUUAUUACUGAAAAGAAAAAGGCUCCAGCAAAGCCUACUAAGCCUGCUCCUGUAACUAGGAAAACUAGCAAAGAAAGGGUUUUGUCUUCUAAGGGGAAUUCUCCCCAAAAGCCUCAAUGA